Paramecium sonneborni is the source of this 1551-nucleotide messenger RNA. The record is from the annotation of a GenBank genome assembly. Lineage: Eukaryota; Ciliophora; Oligohymenophorea; Peniculida; Parameciidae.
AUGAGGUUCAUUUAUGGCCUCAGUAACUCAAGCCUUCCUCCUGAACAUAAUUUUGGUAAAUACUAUUAUUGUUAUGUUUCAUUUCAAUAUGUUCUCUAAGAAAAAUAUAUAUAAAUAAAAAUUUUUUUUCCAAAUUGGAUGAAUAAAUUUGAAAAAUUGGAUAUAUUUGGAGUUCCUAUUUGUCUAUUAACUAACAGCAAUAAUGAAAAAUAUUAGAGUAAAAUUGGAGCAGUUUCAACACUGAUUUUGAGUAGUGUAAGUUUGAUGUAUUUUCUGUACAUAUUUGUUUUAUGGAACACUAAUUAAAUUGCUCCUACCAUAAGUUCAUAGUAAAAAACUUUAGGCUAUGCAGAAUUUUAACUAUAAGAGCCAAUCAUUGAAUUAUAACUGUAAGAUUUCACAGGAGAUAUUGAUCCUUUUCAAAAAGAAAACAAUAUUAUCACUCCUCUGUUAUUUAAAUUUUUGAAUACAACUAUUUAAGAGGAGCCUACACAUUUAUUUUCAACUUAAGAAAAACCAUAUACAAUUUCAAUAAAUAAUUUAAGUUUAGUUUUAAAUACGCUUGUAGAGUAUGAUGAAAAAUAAUAACAGUAAACUCAAUAUUCAAUUGUUUUUGCCAGAUGCUCAGAGAGUUUGUAAAUUGAUGAUAGUUAUUGCGCGGAUGAGAAUACUAUUGAUGAAUACCUUUCUAAAUUCCAUGGAUUUUUAUUUAUUACAAUAUACUUAAGUAAAUUAAAUUCCGUCACUACAGAGUUAGAAUAAUUCAAAAAGCAAUAUUACACAAGCUUUGAUACUAAUAAGCCUUUAUACUCACAGAUUACAUUGAAAUAACAAGAAACAAUUAUUGACAAUGGGAUAUUAUUUAACAAUUAUAAACAUCAUAAAUUCUUAAAUAAUUAUGAGUUAAUUAGCUAAGAAACAGAUAGAUAAUUUACAAAAAAAGUAAUUAAUUCUAUGUCUAAUUUUUCCUAUACAUUUGAUAGCUAUGGAUCUUAUCUUUUCAGAAUUGAUAAUAUUUCUAUAGUUGAAGAAAUAUCUUAUCCUAAAUUGGGUUAGAUUUUGGCUUAAAUCGGUUCAGUAAUUCAACUUUUGUUUCUGCUUAAACAUAUUGUUAUUUAUUAUAAUAACCUAUUAUUAGAAAACAAAUUGUUAAAUGAUAUUAUUAAAAUGUAUUAUCCUGAGUUUAAAGAUUUUAGAAUCAACUUUUUAAAUAAACUAUAAUUUUCAUUAGAAAAUAAUGUUCAUUUGAAACAACCUAUCGAAAAUAUCUAGUAAAUUCAUUCUACUUUGCAAUAAGGGGCAAGAUAAAAAUGCAGAUUAAUAAACAUUCUUUAUGAAAUCUCUAGAAUAUAAUUUAUACUUCAAGACAAAUUUGGAGAUUAAAUAUUAUCAUAAAGUCAUGAAAUGGGAGCUAAAUUAUCAAAUAAACAAAUUAAUGUAGUAUAUUAGAAAGAAUCUCAUCGAUUAUAUAUCAAGCCAGUGGAUUCUCUGAAUGAUGAGAAUUAAAGCUUAUUUAUAGAACCAUUAGAAAUGCUGAUUAAAUAAUAUUGA